AUGAAAACGAGCUCUGAACGCACACAGGGAUACGUCCGGAAGAUUAACCAACUCGCUGAAGAUUCGGGACUGGCGUAUUGGGUUGGGUUCAUGAAAGGCCGAGUUAAACCUGGUCCCGACCCUCCCAAUACCUCCAACCCAACCUCCCCGAGUGCGCAACACUCCACAUUCGGGCCCCACGGUCCUGGGACGCGACGCCAGCAACCACGCCACGUCUCGGGCGGAUCCGUCGGCUCAGAAGUGACAUUUGCAGUCAGACCGGACGCAUACGUCGCGACCAACAUCUCCGUCCGCUCCAGCUCGCCUCCUCUCUCGGGUGCCCCGCCGCCCUCGCUUCCUUACCCCUCGCUCGCCAAGGACAUUGGGAUCCGGUCCGCCGAGCCCCGGACCAACGCCGCGCCCACGCCCGGAAUGAAGGCCAAAGUCGGCUCCAUCGGGCUCUUUUCACAUAUCGGGCGGAAAGCGAGUGUGCGCCGGGAGAGGGACAGAUUGGUCAUGCAGCAGGCGCGUAAACCGCAUGCGCUGCGGAAUCGGGCUCUUUUCACAUAUCGGCGGAAAGCGAGUGUGCGCCGGGAGAGGGACAGAUUGGGUGCAGCAGGCGCCGGCGCGCCUGCGUACGGCGAGCUCCCGGUCGGUAAACCGGUCACGCUCAGCGCUCCGCCCACAAUACCCGGUGGACCGCGCGCACGACCAGACAAGCGUGGCCCGGGCGGGAGUAGGGGGGGAGGGGAAGAGGAGGGACCGACGACGGCGCGUCGGACAGCGGACACUCGUAUGCGCAUACGACGUUGCAUCCUCACCCUCGAGCGAGCGUGA
Rhizoctonia solani is the source of this 816-nucleotide messenger RNA. Its product is annotated as Nascent polypeptide-associated complex subunit alpha, muscle-specific form. Bases 1 to 816 code for a protein of 271 amino acids. The record is from RefSeq and is a predicted model, not a curated record. The transcript has 3 exons. NCBI's taxonomy places the organism in Eukaryota, Fungi, Basidiomycota, Agaricomycetes, Cantharellales, Ceratobasidiaceae.